Marchantia polymorpha subsp. ruderalis is the source of this 1213-nucleotide messenger RNA. Lineage: Eukaryota; Viridiplantae; Streptophyta; Marchantiopsida; Marchantiales; Marchantiaceae. The record is from the annotation of a GenBank genome assembly.
CUCGAGCGGAGCUCGAGAGAGAACCCGAGAAAUUGACGAGAAUUUGCCGCUGCAUCCACGAUGGGUCGUGUGAUUCGAGCACAGAGGAAGGGAGCGGGAAGUAUUUUCCGAUCCCACACUCACCGAAGGAAAGGGCCUGCCCGGUUCAGGUCGCUCGAUUACGCCGAGAGAAAUGGCUACAUCAAGGGUGUCGUUUCGGAUGUUAUCCACGAUUCUGGCCGUGGAGCUCCUCUGGCCAAGGUGACCUUCAGACAUGCGUUCAGAUUCAAGCACCAAAAGGAGCUCUUUGUCGCCGCUGAGGGUAUGUACACCGGUCAGUUCUUGUACUGUGGAAAGAAGGCUGCCUUGACUGUCGGCAAUGUUUUGCCCCUUCGAUCGGUUCCCGAGGGAGCUGUCGUCUGCAAUGUUGAGCACCGUAUGGGAGACAGGGGUGCGUUUGCCCGCGCUUCUGGUGAUUACGUCAUCGUUAUCAGUCACAACCCUGAUAACGGAACCUCUCGUAUUAAAUUGCCAUCUGGAGCUAAGAAGAUCGUUCCAAGUGGAUGUCGUGCCAUGAUUGGGCAAGUUGCCGGAGGGGGACGUACCGAGAAGCCCAUGUUGAAGGCUGGAAACGCUUACCACAAGUACAAGGUGAAGCGAAACAGCUGGCCUAAGGUUCGUGGUGUGGCUAUGAACCCAGUUGAGCAUCCUCACGGAGGAGGUAACCAUCAACAUAUUGGUCAUGCCAGUACUGUGCGUCGUGACGCACCGCCCGGUCAAAAGGUUGGUCUUAUUGCUGCCCGCAGAACCGGACGUCUGCGAGGACAAGCCGCAACUGCCGCUGCCAAGACCGACAAAAGUUAAGAUUAAUUGUCAUCACACUCCUGGCCCAGCCACAGCACUAGAUUUAUUCCAGUUCUUGCGAUUACUUCUCAGUUCACUUGAGCUGAUCUGUACGAAGGGUAUGAUUUUCCAUCUCUUCACAAGCAAUUUUGCUGAAAGAGUCUACUACCAUCAACCGCGACUUGCUGUACGAUAUUUGAUUUCGGCUUGUGUUGGGGAAUGCCAUGCAAAUUUGCCCUCUUUCCUUGGCUCGGCAGUCUUCGGAACAUCUGGAAUAUGUCAUGGUGGAUUGUGGGACUCCGUGAGCUCGAUUCCUUCUUUGAGCGGUGUCUUAAACACAUUUUAUGUUCAUAUGAGUAUGUGGUUCUAAUUUCUAACUCGUAUGCUUCUG